Molecule: messenger RNA, 1230 nt
Organism: Blastomyces dermatitidis ER-3
Lineage: Eukaryota; Fungi; Ascomycota; Eurotiomycetes; Onygenales; Ajellomycetaceae
Product: nucleolar GTP-binding protein
Exons: 6
Coding region: 1-1230 (409 amino acids)
Biological process (GO): ribosomal large subunit biogenesis
Cellular component (GO): nucleolus
Molecular function (GO): GTP binding; GTPase activity; RNA binding
Source: RefSeq, a predicted model, not a curated record
AUGAAGACGACUUGGAAGGAGAUUCAACCUGUGCCCUCGAGCCAGGAGUUCCUGGAUAUCGUUCUUUCUCGGACGCAGAGACGGCUGCCGACGCAGAUUCGUGCUGGUUUCAAGAUUAGCCGGAUUCGAGCGUUCUAUACUAGAAAAGUGAAGUUUACACAAGAGACUUUUUGUGAGAAAUUUCAAAAUAUAUUGGAAGGCUUCCCAAGGUUGCAGGACAUUCAUCCAUUUCACAAGGAUUUGAUGAACACGCUCUACGAUGCCGACCAUUUCCGUAUUGCACUUGGCCAGCUAGCUACCGCCAAACAUCUGAUAGAAACCGUUUGUCGUGACUAUGUCCGCCUCAUCAAAUAUGCUCAGUCGCUAUUCCAAUGUAAACAGCUCAAGCGGGCUGCUCUAGGUCGCAUGGCGACGAUAUGCAGACGGCUGAAGGAUCCGCUUGUCUAUCUUGAACAGGUGCGACAGCAUCUCGGCCGUCUGCCCUCGAUCGACCCCAACACUAGAACGCUCCUUAUUUGCGGAUACCCAAACGUUGGCAAGUCCAGCUUUCUGAGGAAUAUUACCAAGGCAGAUGUCGACGUGCAACCAUAUGCGUUCACUACUAAGAGUCUAUUCGUCGGCCAUUUCGAUUACAAAUACCUUCGCUUCCAGGCGAUUGAUACCCCUGGUAUCCUAGACCAUCCGCUUGAAGGAAUGAACACCAUUGAAAUGCAGCAGAGCUCAUCGCGAGAAACGACAGCUAAUCCGCAACGAGUCCAAGAUGCGCAAAUCGCUCAAGAACCGCGCGUUAAUCCCGCGCAGCGCAAGGCGCGCAAACUGUCUGAGAUGCAAUCACAUCUAGAAUCGAUCGGGUACGAUGCAACAUCUGCAACCAGAAGUGCCCAGGGACAGACCCCAUCUCAGGCACAGUCGCGUGGCCGGAGUGCUACACGAAACGAGAAUACAGAUACUGCAGAUGCCAUGGAUAUUGAUGGUGAUGGCAACAAUGCACGCCAGGAGCUGCUCCAGCGCGCCAAGAGCCGGGCUCGCAGCCAGGUACCAGCCAACCGACGCGUUGACGGCAUAACGGACAUGAAGACUCGAAGCAAGGCGGAUAAGAUGGCCAAGCUAGCGCAGAUAAAGAUGAAUCGGAUGGCGAGACAGGGUGAGGCAGAUCGACAUACAACGGCUUCUUUGCCGAAACAUUUGUUCUCUGGGAAACGUGGCAUGGGCAAGACUCAACGACGCUGA